CAUUACAGUUGGAGAGAGUCGCAGGAAUCUACAAAGCGCCCGAAGAAGUGGACACGAUCUCCAGGUCACAGACCGUACGUCGUCGCGGGAAGUGCCCAGUCAUCUGUGUGCUGGUUCAUUCUUUUCUAUCAUUCUCUUGGUCAUGGAUUCUGGCAGGGCCGGCGGCUUACCGCUGGUUUUCUUGGCUGCCUAUGCUGUCCUGCUAACACCAUGGCUUGUCACUGGUGCUGAGAAAGUCUCAGCAAGAACAGAUUUCGAGUCUACUAAACUGAAGAGUAUCGACGCCGCGCUGCAUGCAAUCAGUGCUCGCCUUCAAGUCGUGGAAAGCCAAUCCGAGCAGUCAGCCAUCCGUGCAUCUCAAGCGAUAGUCGAUCUUGCACGGCUCAUGGAGCAGAGUCUCAGUAGCAAGCUGGACGAGCAGGAGCAACGUCUGCAGAGUAGUAUCCAGCAGGAGAUAUACCAGGUCCAAAGGCAGCUGCACAAAUUGGAAUCUCAGCUAUCAUCCUACCCUAGAUCUUGCAAGGACAUUCUGGAAGGUGCCUCGUAUCCACCACCUUCAGGGUUGUAUGACAUCAUUCCUGAAGGAGGAGCUUCACCCACUGACGUCAUCAAGGUCCACUGUGACAUGGAACGCAGUGGUGGUGGCUGGACCAGGAUCGCCUACAUCAACCCUUCGCAGCAGGGCCAGUGCCCAGGCAACAUGAGGUAUCAAAACCAUCGCACCAACCUGUGCACCAGACAAGCCAACAGCAGUGGAUCGUGCAACGGCGCGUCUUUCCAGUCACCAAUCGGCGAGUACAGUGAAGUGAUGGGAUUUGUGACCGGAUAUCGGGACCAUUCGACUAACGCGUUCUUCGCCCGUUUGCCUUUGGAGACGUUCUACGUAGAUGGCGUAUCCAUCACGCAGGGCACACCAAUGGAACACAUAUGGACGUACGCUGUCAGCGACACAGGCGCAACCCCACUCUAUUCGUGUCCGUGUAGUCGCGUGCCCGGCCGGCAGUCUCCGGCCUUCGUCGGCUCGCACUAUUACUGCACGGACUACGGCCGUGCCUGGCAACGCUGGACAUUCUCCGAUGAUCAUCACCUGUGGAGCAACACUGCAAGAUCAGUGGUCGGUGGUAGCUGCACCGACAGCACACUACCAAUGCCCUGGUUCCAUAGGCAACUGACCGGGAAUACUACCGCACCCGUUCAAGUCCGUAUCUGCGCAGACUCGGGUACCAGCGAUGAGAACGUGGGAAUUGACGAAGCGGCCAUAUUUGUCCGGUAAACUCGGCCGAUCGACCCGCCACUAAGUUUCUCUCUUUCAUUCACCACACUUCAUUUCUGAGUUUUAGCUCUACUUCGAAGUACAUAUACCGUACCAUCGCUCAUGUUCCAUUUGUUCCUCUCAACUCUUUGCUUCUGAGCUCAUUUGCGUUUCUCAAUCCUACACUGUCGCCUGCCGUCACUUCGUGUGCGUUUCCAAACUGUGCAUAAGAUCCAUGGCCAUUACCAGUAGCGCAGUGUUUUCCUUUCCACUUCUCUCCAAUGCCAUUUGCAUUCAAAAAUGUGUUGUUUUCAAAAGGUACAACUGAACAAAUGCUGGAACACGCGUCAGUUCUAGAAGCACAGCGCCCAGAAAAUGUGAAUGCACCGCACUUGGACAAUCUCCCCGCUGUGUAAGGCACGAUGUUUCUAAAAUACACUUCAUUGGUUUCUGCUACCAGCCACCAUUGUCUAUACAUGUGCUGCUUCCAAUCUAAUUCACUGUUGUCACUGCACUGGUUGUUCUCAAACCAUGAAACUCUGGUUAACAAUACCCUACA
Messenger RNA from Sycon ciliatum, 1811 nucleotides. RefSeq lists its product as uncharacterized. NCBI's taxonomy places the organism in Eukaryota, Metazoa, Porifera, Calcarea, Leucosolenida, Sycettidae. The transcript is spliced from 6 exons. The coding region runs from base 143 to 1273 and encodes 376 amino acids. The record is from RefSeq and is a predicted model, not a curated record.